GAGAGAAAAAGAGAGAGAUAUAUAGAAGAAAAAGUUGGGGGUUGAAAUCUCGGUAGAAGUUUAAUCUUUUUGCAGCCAACUUUUUUUAAGCAACAACAACAACAACACUAAGCUACACCAACAUACUGCAGGUUGUAAACUAGAUAGAGAAGUAGCAGAAUAACAUCUACUACUUCUUUAAAAACACAUUAUGUCGACGGCAGCUUUGUACAACGACCAAGGAGGAGCAGAGGCAGCGAUUGAAGCUGGGCAGGAGAGCACACCGACCACCUCCGGCAGCUCCGGAGCAGCUUUUGGACUCUUCAGCUCCGACUUUAAAAAGAAUGAAGACCUUAAAGAGAUGUUGGAGAGCAACAAGGAGUCGCUUAAACUGGAGGCCAUGAAAAGAGUUGUUGGGCUAAUCGCCAAAGGGAAAAAUGCAUCCGAGCUGUUUCCCGCCAUUGUGAAGAACGUCGCGAAUAAGAACAUUGAGCUUAAGAAGCUCGUUUAUGUGUACCUGGUGAGAUAUGCAGAGGAGCAGCAGGACCUGGCUUUACUAUCCAUCAGCACCUUCCAGCGGGCCCUCAAGGACCCAAACCAAUUCAUCCGGGCCAGCGCGCUGAGGGUCCUCUCCAGUAUCCGUGUCCCCAUAAUCGUCCCCAUCAUGAUGCUGGCCAUCAAGGAGGCUGCAGCUGACAUGUCCCCGUAUGUCAGGAAGACGUCUGCCCACGCUAUUCAGAAGCUCUACAGCCUUGACCCAGACCAGAAGGAGCAACUGAUCGAAGUGAUUGAGAAACUGUUGAAAGACAAAAGCACACUGGUGGCCGGCAGCGUGGUGAUGGCCUUCGAGGAAGUGUGUCCGGAUCGCAUUGACCUGAUCCACAAGAACUACAGAAAGCUGUGCAACCUGCUGGUGGAUGUGGAGGAGUGGGGGCAGGUGGUCAUCAUCUCCAUGUUGACGCGUUAUGCCAGGACGCAGUUCACCAGUCCUUGGAAAGAGGGCGCUGAGUUCGAUGAGAACAACGACAAGACGUUCUACGACUCCGACUCUGAGGAGAAAUCAGGCCAGAUGGACGACAAGCCUUACGUCAUGGAUCCAGAUCACAGACUGCUGCUCAGAAACACCAAACCUCUACUGCAGAGCAGGAACACUGCUGUGGUGAUGUCCGUCGCUCAGCUUUACUGGCAUCUGGCCCCAAAACAUGAAGUCAGCAUCGUCACCAAGUCACUGGUUCGACUCCUGAGGAGUCACAGAGAGGUGCAGUACAUUGUGCUUCAGAAUAUCGCCACCAUGUCCAUUCAGAGGAAGGGGAUGUUUGAGCCGUACAUGAAGAGUUUUUAUGUGAGAUCUACAGAUGCCUCUCAUAUCAAAACACUGAAGUUGGAGAUCCUGACAAACCUCGCUAAUGAAGCCAACAUCUCCACCAUCCUGAGAGAAUUUCAGACCUAUGUGAAGAGCCAGGACAAAGCGUUUGCGGCAUCCACCAUCCAGGCCAUCGGCAGGUGUGCCACCAACAUCACCGAGGUGACGGACACCUGUCUCAACGGUCUGGUGCUGCUGCUUUCCAACAGAGACGAGACCGUGGUGGCAGAAAGCGUGGUAGUCAUCAAGAAGUUGCUUCAGACGCAGCCGACCCAGCACAGCGAGAUCAUUAAACACAUGGCCAAGCUCUUCGACAACAUCACUGUUCCCAUGGCCCGAGCCAGCAUCCUGUGGCUGAUGGGAGAGUACUGCGAGAGGGUGCCAAAGAUUGCACCUGAUGUACUCCGGAAGAUGGCGAAGACUUUCACAGCAGAGGAGGACAUUGUCAAGCUGCAGAUUGUCAACCUAGCAGCUAAACUCUACCUGACCAACUCCAAGCAGACCAAGCUGCUGACCCAGUACAUCCUUAACCUCGGCAAAUACGAUCAGAACUACGACAUCAGAGACCGCACUCGCUUCAUAAGACAGCUGAUCGUGCCAAACGAGAAGAACGGCGCCCUCAACAAGUACGCUCGGCGCAUCCUGCUGGCCUCCAAACCAGCCCCGGUGCUCGAGUCUGCCUUCAAAGAUAGAGAUCGUUUCCAACUGGGCACCCUCUCCCACAGUCUCAAUAUCAAAGCCAGUGGAUACCAGGAGCUGUCGGACUGGCCAGCUGUUGCUCCUGACCAGUCUGUGAGGAACGUGGAAGUCAUUGAACCAGUGAAGGAGUGGGCACCGUUGGUCGGGAAGUCCAAGAAAUCCAAAUCUGAUGACAAGUUCUACUCGGACGAUGAAGACGAGAAAGAAAAGGAAGGAUCAGACAGCAGCGGCAGUGAAGACAGCAGCAGCAGCAGUAGCAGCAGCGGAAGUGAUGAGUCGGGCAGUGACAGCGAGGAGGAGGAGAGCAGUGAAGAGUCUGAGAAGAGCUCCGGUGAUUCUGGGAAGAGUUCGGGUGAAUCCGAAAAGAGCUCGAGCGGGUCCGACUUAGACCAAAAGAAAAAGAAGAAAAAGACCAAGAAGGUGCCUCUGAAGAAAAGCAAGCCAACUGCUGCUGACAGUGACUCAGAUGAAAAUGGGAACGGACCUGUAGCCCAAGCCAGCAGUUCAUCAGCCGAAAGCUCCUCUGAUUCAGAGUCGGACUCGGAGGACGACUCGGACUCAGACUCCCCCGCAACACAGAAGAAGAGCGCUGUCAAGUCCAAACCCAAGGUGCAAGUGAAGCCCAAGAAUGAAGUCUCUUUACUGGAUCUAGAUGACUUUUCUCCAGCAAACACAAACACGCCAAAAUCUUCGGUCCUCUCUUCGAGCCUGAUGUCCGACCUGGAAGGCCUCUCUCUCUCCAACGUCUCCUCCGCCAUGCAGGUCACCGCUCCGUCUUUCGGCCCUGUGAAAACCUAUGAGCUGCUUCACCACAUGACGGGAAAAGGUCUGUCAGCGAAGUAUCAUUUCCCCAGACAGCCGUGUCUGUACCAGCCCAGCAUGGUGGCCGUGCAGGUUAUACUGACCAACAGCUCAGACCACAGCCUGGAAGAGAUCCAUAUAGGAGACCGGAGCCCAGCGAGCCUCAACAUCCACUGCUUUAACACUAUCGAGCGGUUGGAGCCAGAGGCCUCGGUGACGGUUUCCAUGGGUAUUGACUUCAGCGACUCGACACAAGCAGCUAACUUCCAGUUGUGCACCAAGGAGGACCAGUUCAGUGUGUCCAUCCAGCCUGCUGUGGGAGAGCUAUUAAUGCCCAGCACCAUGACAGAGCAGGACUUCUGCAAGGAGCAAGGUAAGCUCCUGGGCAUGAAUGAGACCUCGGCAACCGUCACCAUGGCAACAGCGAACGCCUCCAGCCAGGCCAUCAGCAAGCAGGUCCUGUCUGUGGCCAACGUAGGAGAGGUUUCAUCCAGCCAAAACAACUUCCACAGGUUUGCUGGACGGACGGUCAGCAGCGGAGCUCUGGUCCUGGUGUCGCUGGAGCUGAAGGAGUCCUCCACCUGCCUGCUGACCAUCCACACAGAGAAGAGUGUGAUGGCGUCCAUGUUGCUCCGAGACCUCAAACAAGCCCUCGCACAGGCAUAGAGUCCCCCCAACCCCACAAGAUGUUUAGUAAAGGUAAAGGGGGAGUAGCACUUACUUAAAGCAUUCAUAUAUGUUAUUUCUGUGGUUCAGGACAACUCAGGUACUACUUCUACCCCCAAAAAAUACGAGAAACCGAAGAGCUUGAACUCCUGUGCUCACAGAGAAUGAACUGGAAACAAUGGAGGAGCGCUCGUGUAGUGUUUCUUAUUUUUAUGGUCUGUCGCUUUGGAGAAGAUUGUCCUGAACCACAGAGAUAACUUUGUGAAAGUCUUUGAAUAAAAAGUGAUGAUCUCCUUUUAAAAAAA
Scomber scombrus (Atlantic mackerel) is the source of this 3813-nucleotide messenger RNA. RefSeq names its product adaptor related protein complex 3 subunit beta 1a (gene ap3b1a). The transcript has 27 exons. Lineage: Eukaryota; Metazoa; Chordata; Actinopteri; Scombriformes; Scombridae. Gene Ontology annotation, biological process: intracellular protein transport; anterograde synaptic vesicle transport; vesicle-mediated transport. Gene Ontology annotation, cellular component: clathrin adaptor complex; membrane coat; AP-3 adaptor complex. The record is from RefSeq and is a predicted model, not a curated record. Bases 191 to 3508 code for a protein of 1105 amino acids.